Zea mays is the source of this 318-nucleotide messenger RNA. The record is from the annotation of a RefSeq genome assembly. Lineage: Eukaryota; Viridiplantae; Streptophyta; Magnoliopsida; Poales; Poaceae.
AUGAGACUACUUCCUUUCCUAACUGAGAUGAGAAGACUUAGACCAGCUGACAUAUCAAGCAGUCAACCUUCUAUUGAGAUUGAGAUGGCGAUAUUGAGAUGGUAUACUCACUUCUACUUCUACAAGCCCAGGAAGGAACCGAGAACUACCACUUACUUUGACUAUUAUAGAAAGCGGGAGAAGGGAGGGCAAGCAGUUUGCGGCUCUAGACUAGACAGACAACUAUUCUUUCUGGUGCAGGUGAGAAUAGAGCCUAUCCAGAUCGCGAUUCUACAUCAGGAGAAGCAAAUACAUGGGAUGGGCUACACACACUCAUGA